Messenger RNA from Nilaparvata lugens (brown planthopper), 7023 nucleotides. It is a transcript of the gene shep, whose product is annotated as protein alan shepard. Gene Ontology annotation, molecular function: poly(A) binding; poly(U) RNA binding; mRNA 3'-UTR binding. Gene Ontology annotation, cellular component: cytosol; nucleus; ribonucleoprotein complex. The record is from RefSeq and is a predicted model, not a curated record. The transcript is spliced from 10 exons. Bases 24 to 1658 code for a protein of 544 amino acids. Lineage: Eukaryota; Metazoa; Arthropoda; Insecta; Hemiptera; Delphacidae.
CUAUCCAGUCAGCAGCGGCAGCGAUGGGCGCGACCACACCCUACCACCACCGCGGAUCGGGAGGUGGCGGCGGAGGCGGAGUGUCGUGGACCUCGUCACCGUUUGCUGCGCAGCCGGCACCGGGAGGCAACCAGCACCAUGCGCCCACUCCGCCCCACAUGAAGUUCACCUACCACCCUGCCUCGGGCUAUCAUCAGCAGGUGUCUUCAUACGGCGGUCCGCACCAGCAGCAGCGCGUUACCAACGCCGCUUCGCCCGCCAACACAAACUCCAGCUCCAGUUCGAAUACGGGCUCACAGUCGGGCGGCACUAUGGUGGGCGGAAACAAUAUGGCGGCCAUGGGAGGCGGGAACCAACAUGGCGGCCCGGGUGGCGAUCCCGGUCAUCAGCAGCAGCAGCAGUUGAGCAAGACUAACCUGUACAUCAGGGGUCUCAACCAGAACACAACUGACAAGGAUCUGGUCAACAUGUGCAGUCAAUACGGAGCGAUCACUUCUACCAAGGCCAUCCUGGACAAAAACACAAAUAAAUGUAGAGGCUACGGCUUUGUGGACUUUGAGUCUGGCGCAUGCGCCGAGCAGGCGGUGAAGUCGCUGGUAGCGAAGGGCGUGCAAGCGCAGAUGGCCAAAGUGGGUAUCACUCAGACUCGUGGCAUCUACACACACAGUCAACAAGAGCAGGACCCGACAAAUCUGUACAUUGCCAAUCUGCCGCUCAACUUCAAGGAGACAGAUCUGGAGAACCUGUUGGUGAAGUUUGGUCAGGUGAUCUCCACCAGGAUACUGCGAGAUACGUCGGGGAUCAGUAAAGGAGUCGGAUUUGCUAGGAUGGAAUCGAAGGAGAAAUGCGAACAGAUCAUUCAGUCUUUCAACGGAACCAGUUUCUCGCCGGGCAAAGAGCCGCUGCUGGUCAAAUUUGCUGACGGAGGCCAAAAGAAGCGCAGCGCCUACCGUAAUGAUAACAGGAUCUGGCGCGACGGAAGCGAGAUGAUGUAUGUGUUACAGAGCGGUCACCUGGCCUACGAUCCGACGCUGGGAGUUGGCCAGAAUGGCGUUGGCCUCGGCCACCACACGUCCUCCACACAUGGCACACACCAACACAUGCUAGGCCAAGCGUCGCUAGCCGCCCAAUACAGUCGCUACGCCGCGGCGGCUGCAGCCGCAAUGGCCGCCGCCGCCCAGGCGGGCCAGCCGCACGCACAGGCGCAGGCGGGCGCCUACCAGCUGCCGCCAGGUGCAGCCGCAGCUGCCGCCGCCCAGUGGUCCACGCCGCACCUGCAGUAUGUCGCCAUGCAGCCGGCGCCACCUCCACCGCAUCCGCCCCAUCAUCCGCACCACCAUCAUCACAUCACCACUCAGGUCGAUAUGAUGGCCCAAGCGGCAGACCCCACAACAGGCGUUGGCUACGGCUCCAUAAUGCCGCAGAUCACCACCCACAUGUCCACUCUGCAGCUGUCGGCCACGCCCACCGGCUACAUAGCGGCCAGUCCCCACCCAUCAGCUGCAGCCGCUGCCUACCAGUUCUACGGGCCUCCCUCCAUCAUUCACACGCUGCCCAUUGCAGCUGCAGCAGCCAGUGCAGCUGAGGAGCAUAACAGCAACACAGCGUCGCCCGAUGACAACUACCAGGCUGCCUACCAGGGCCAGGGGCCCAAAUAGGAGGAGGUCGCCUUUUGCUCCUGGGAAGACUUCAACAUAUUUUACCCGGACAGUCUGGCCGAUCUCUGUCAGCUAUGAACUGUUGAAUCAUCUUCCCAGAUUUGACCGCAAUCAAAGUUGAUCGCGGUCAAGUAACAAGCCAUUGAUGACUUGACCGACGUAAGAUUAUCAAGUUUCUCAAGACUAAACGUGUAGAUAGUCAACAAAAAAAAAAUUGCCAAAGUUGUGUAGAAAGUGGGUGGGUGCGCUGGACAUGAAAAAAAAAGAAAUUGCCAGCAGUUAAGUGCGUUAUUGCUGGUAAACAUUGAUAAUAUUUCGACUGUUUAAUUUAUUCGAUAAUUUGUAGUGUAUGCGGUAUUUCUAAAGGUUUGGGAAGUUUGUAAAACGUGUCAACAACCGUGGUAGACACUGUUGAAAAGUCAGUAUGCCUUAGAUUUAGUUUUUUCUCUCCUCUAGAGUGUUUAAGUCUUGUGUAUGUGUGUUGGGUGUCAUUUUCUGUUGGGAUUUUUAACCUUAAUUUUUGUCGGGAGAUAUUAUUUCCCUCACAUAGUAUAAAAGGGGAAUAUCGUUUUUCCCUCACAUGGUCUAAAAGGAAAAUAUCAUUUCCCUCGUAUGGUCUAAAAGGGAAAUAUCAUUUCCCUCGUAUAGUUUGGAAGGAAAAUAUAUCAUUUCCCUCGUAUAGUUUGGAAGGGAAAUAUCGUUUCCCUCGUAUAUUCUGAAAGAGAAGUAUCAUUUCUCUCAUAUAGUUUGAAAGGGAAAUAUCAUUUUCAUCGUAUAGUUUGGAAGGGAAAUAUCAUUUCCCUCGUAAAUUUUGGAAGGGGAAUAUCGUUUCCCUCGUAUAUUCUGAAAGGGAAAUAUCAUUUCUCUCGUAUAGUUUGAAAGGGAAAUAUCAUUUCCAUCGUAUAGUCAGAAAGGGAAAUAUCAUUUCCCUCGGAUAAUCUAAAAGGGAAAUAUCAUUUCUCUCAUAUAGUCUGAAAGGGAAAUAUCAUUUCCCUCGUAUAGUAUGGAAGGAAAAUAUCAUUCCCCUCGAAUAAUCUAAAAGGGUAAAUAUCAUUUCCCUCAGAUAGUCUGAGAGGGAAAUAUAAUCGUUUCCCUCGUAUAGUCUGAAAGGGAAAUAUCAUUCCCCUCACAUAGUGUAAAAGAUAUGUGUAAUUUUCUGUUGGAACAAUUAUCAACUUUAAUUUCUCUGAUAAAUUUAUGAAUUUUCCCCUUAUAAAUAGACCAAAAUGUGUGUUUGCAGUUGUAAAUAAGUGUAAUUUUCUGUUUAGGAAAGUACUCAACUUUUCCCUCUAGAUAGUCGUAAGUGUAGUCAAAAUUUGUUUGUAAAUAAGUGUAACUUUCCGUUUGAAAAAAAAUUCUACCGAUGUUUUUGGUGGAGGAGUUGGUCGUUUUGUGGACAAGUGUAGAAUUUUCAAGUGUCUUUGGGGAAAAUUUGAAACAGGUAUUAUCUUCCCUACUGAGUAAGAAUGGUAACGUUUCGAAAACGUAUUGCGAGUAAAAAACUGAUGCGAAAACAAGUAGAUUUGUCAAAAAAGUUUGAUGUCAGGAAAAGGGUUUGUAAUGCCAUACACCACUGUUGAUCAAGAUUAUUGUAUUGCAUUGAUAAAAGUGCUAAUUUGUAAUGACAAUGUAAAUGUCUUACAGAGAAUGUGAUUUGUGAAGUCUUGAAAUGACCAGGAAAAGAUUUUGCACGUCUGAAGACCAGAAUAUAGUUAACCUCAUAUAAUUUCAAUGUUUCUUGAAAGAUCUAAAAUUAGUUGGAGAAACAUUUCUGUCAUGAGAAAUUCGUCAUAUAAUUUCAAUGUUUCUUGAAAGAUCUAAAAUUAGUUGGAGAAACAUUUCUGUCAUGAGAAAUUCGUGUGGUCAAUCGAGUUGACACUUCUUUAUUCCUCUAAAAAAAUGUCCAAAAACAUAGAAGUUUCAUUUUGUUGAAUUAUACUGUCGAAGAUUUAAAAAAAUCUGAAAUUUUCUGUUGAUAGCCUAAUUGACGAGUUUAAUAUUCUUUCUGUUAAAACUUAAGUAGUUGAAUAAUUCUUAACUACUUCGUUGCAAUGAAUCUAUCAACUCAUUAUAUUCAGUUUAAUAUUCUUUCUGUGGAACCUUAACUAGUUGAAUAAUUCUCAACUAUUUCGUUGCAUUGAAUUUAUCAACUCAUUGUAUUCAGUUUAAUAUUCUUUCUGUUGAACCUCAACUAGUUGAAUAAUUAACAACUAUUUCGUUGCAAUUAAUUUAUCAACUCUUGGUUUAUCGAAUUCAAUUCUUUUCUAGGAGAAAUCCUAUUUAUGUGAUAGUUUAAAACCAGGUGGAAGAACUUAUUGGGAGAAAUAUAUCUAUCUAUAUUAUUGAAGAAUUCAGAGUAAUUUUCUUAUGAAAUUUAUUUAUUAUAAAUAUUUAGAUAAAGUUGCAAAACAUAGAAAUUAUGUUGAAAAAUAUUUAUUAUUAGUGUAGGAAAAUUUAUAGAUUUAAUUUAUUUAUAAUUAUUGUUAAGAUAUGGUUCUGAUUUGUUUAUUAUUUAUUUUCGGCUAUAUUUGUUGAAAACUUGCUGUAGACAUCACUAACAAUAGUGGGUCAAAAUAUAUGCUGGAAAGAAGUUGUAAAAUAUGUUUGAAAAACUAGAAAACAUGUUUGUUCGCAUAAAGUUCAUGUUUUAUGGGGACAAAGGUUGGGGCGAGAUUUGAAAAAUGUUAUGAUAUAUAAUCCAUAAAAAUGGAGACAAGUUGGUAGUGUUGUAUUUGGAGGUGGUUUUAUGAUAGAAAAAUAGAGACAAUUUGGGAGAUGGAAGUUGGGAGGAUAUGAAAUUUUGGAACAAAUCUGUUCAAAGUGUGUGGUUUUAUUUGGAAAAGACUGAAAAAAUUUGGUAGUGUUUAUUUGUAAUUUUUGCCAGUGCUUCAUAAGAUAUUAUAAGUGGGGAACUGUGAUGUUUGCAUCCCCAGGUGUGGUGAACUUCCAAUGUUAAAAUCAGGUUGAUGUUAGAAAAUAUUGAAAUUUAACCUGAUUGAUUCUUAAUAUUGCAUUCUAGUUAAGUAAGCUAUGUAUUAUUGUAAGAUUCUCCAAAAUCUUCUCUGAGUUUCUGUAAGAUAGGAUGGUUGGCUCUCGUGUUUUGGAUAGGUUAGGUUUAUGUCGCGGUUAGGUUAGGUUAGUAAAUUAGUAAAAUUUGGUCGUUUUCCAAUUGUGUGAGUGUGUGCGAUUCUAGUUUACUUUUAGGUUAGUUUUUUCUCUCGAAAGUAAGUGUACGAUUCCACAGUUCUGUGAGAAUUUCUAGGUUAGGGCGUUUUCUGUUGAAUAGGGUUUCUAUGAUGAUUGUUUUGUGUAUUUUUGCUGACUUUACAUUCCUUGAACAAUAUUAUUGUUGUUUUUCAAAUACCUGAAACUUGGGUAUUUGUUUCAAACUAAACAUCUAUAUUCUAAUUUUUCCACAAUAAGUUGAAAUAAUGAUUUCCCUCUAACAUCUUCUACCUAUAAUAUGUUUCAAGAUUAAUUCUAAAUAGAAAACAAGUGAUUUGAAAAGUUUAUCAGCUUUGCCAUUAAUGUAAAGUUUCCAUUCAUAGUAUUAUUAAAAUUUUUAAUCUAUAUACCCCUCCUUAUAUCAGGAAAAUAUAUUUUUUUUUACUUUCAAAGUAACACAUUUAUUCAAUAUCAUUAAUGAUUUGCAAAAUCACAAUAAUAUUUUGUUUACUUAUCAGAUUCUUAUUGGUUUCUUCAUUUUUGCAACUUUAUUUUCAUUUAUUUUAAUUUGAAUAAUUCCUUGAAAAUACUUGAAUGAUCAAAUCAUGUAAACAUUUAAUUUCCCCUAUAUAUAAAACUGUCUAUACCUUGCAUUCUCUUCUAUCAUGACAGAUCUCUUGACCUAAAUAUUUUAAAACUUGCAGUACUUUCAUAGAGUUCUGGGUCUAUUAUUUAUAGUCUACAAGAUCAUGAUAUCAUGAUAGACUAAAUAAAUGCUGUAGGAAAAGUCUAGAUUCAUCUAUGAGAGUGCUCCAAAUAUUUUGGUAUUUUUGAAACUUUCCUAUUUUUUCCUAUUUCAUUGAUUUGAUGAUCUUCAUCAUAACCCAAACUGAUUUGAAAGUUUUGUCUUUAUUUGACAAACUUUUGCUCAAUUUUACAUUUUUUUCUCUAUUGCUAGUCAGUUUUUUUUUGUAAUUACAAUUGUUUAUCUUAUAUUUUUUAUAAAUUAAAUAUCAACUCUAGACUGUUUAUAAGAAAUUAUCAGUUUCUUAUUCAGUGAAGAUAGCUAGCUUGAUUUUUCAUACUGGUUUUGUUCACAUUGUCAACUAAAAAAGCAUAUUUGUUCAAUUUUUCUCUGUGAACAAUUAUACCAUGACUGAUAUUUAGAUAUUUGUUUAUUAUUCAGAAAUGAUAAUUAUAUUCAAAACAUUAUUCCAAAAUAUUCAAAUAUUAUUAAGUUUCCAUAAUUUUUGUGAAAAUACAGUUUAAGAUUUCCCCAUGUUGAAAGUAAUGUUUGAACAAAAAUUGAUAAUUCUGUUGAAUUGAAAUAAUAUCCAUUAUAAAACAUUUAUGUUUACAUUUAGGUGAAAUAUUAUUCAAAAAUAUUUGGUUACCACAUUUAUUGAUUUAAUGAUCUAUUUAUUUAAUAUUAUGAAAAUAAAUUAUAUUAUAUAAAAUGAUUGCCAAAAUAAUUGAAGUAUAUAUAUUUCAAUUCAAUCAUUCAUUAUUAGAAAGCUUGUUAUUAUUUCUCCUUGAAUGUACAUCAUUAUUAUUGUGUUUUGUUAUUUUUGUUUCGUUUCAAUUUUAUUAUCAUUAUUUUUAUUCAUUGUUGAUAUGUGUGAAAUGUAUUCAGAAUGUUGAUGAAUAUAUGGAAGAGAGAGAUUUAUGUAAUCUGUAAAUUGAAGAUAAUUGAUUUAGCAUAAAUCUAGAAUUUAAAUUUAAGUGAUAGUGUUAGGUAAUGUGAGGAAGGUGUUAUGAACUGAUUGUCUGUAAUUUAGGUGGUCGAUUAUUUUUCUCUUCUCACAACAAUAUUCUUUGAUUUAGAAAUUGUGUGAACUGAAUGAGAAAACGGAUUUAGGUAGAUCUAUGUGUAAAUUAUUGAAAUUAGGCUAGGUAAUUGAUUAAUUAAUGUAAGUCUACUCCUGAAUAUAAUAUAGAAAUUGCUAAGUCCAAAAAUGACUAGAUAAAUUAUGUUCAUGUAUUGAUGAACUAGGGGGUUACAUUCAAUAUAAGAAGCCAUGUUUGGAGGCUAAUUUUGUGGUACUUUGAUACCAAUUCUGCAACUGAUAGUAUUUUUCCAGCAUGUAGAAAAAUCUGUUUAUUUCUGUAAUGAUUUCUAUUAUUUUGAGUCAUUAUUAGUUCUAUUCCAUUCUUACUGUUUGCUUUCAUGUUUGAAAUACAUUCUGCAUUAUUUUUUUCA